Postia placenta MAD-698-R-SB12 is the source of this 823-nucleotide messenger RNA. RefSeq lists its product as hypothetical. NCBI's taxonomy places the organism in Eukaryota, Fungi, Basidiomycota, Agaricomycetes, Polyporales, Adustoporiaceae. The transcript has 5 exons. The record is from RefSeq and is a predicted model, not a curated record. Gene Ontology annotation, molecular function: NAD(P)H dehydrogenase (quinone) activity; FMN binding. The annotation marks the transcript as partial.
GCAUGUGCUUCCCCACCAAGCGUACAAAGAACGCCCUCUCCGACGACGACGACAAGCCAACCAAGGCCGCCGUAAAACCCGCCUCCACCCCCGCACCCGCACCCGCUACCAUCACUACCACCAUCCCAGCCAUGGCCCCUAAGAUCGCCAUCGUCAUCUACUCCAUGUACGGCCACAUCGCCACCCUCGCCGAGACCGUCAAGUCCGGCGUCGAGGCCGCCGGCGGCUCCGCCACCAUCUACCAGAUCGCCGAGACGCUCUCCGAGGACAUCCUCAAGCUCAUGCACGCCCCCGCCAAGCCCGCCUACCCCAUCCUCGCGCCCGCCGACCUCCCCCAGUUCGACGCCUUCCUCUUCGGCAUCCCCACCCGCUACGGCACCAUGCCCGCCCAGUUCAAGGCCUUCUGGGACGCCACCGGCUCCCUCUGGGCCCAGGGCAGCCUCGCCGGCAAGUACGUCUCCGUCUUCAUCUCCACCGGCACCCCCGGCGGCGGCCAGGAGGCCACCGCCAUCGGCUGCCUCUCCACCUUCGUCCACCACGGCAUGAUCUUCGUGCCCCUCGGCUACAGCAAGACCUUCGGCCAGCUCGCCAACCUCACCGAGGUCCGCGGUGGCUCGCCCUGGGGCGCCGGCACCUUCGCAGGCCCCGACGGCUCGCGCAGCCCGAGUGCGCUCGAGCUCGAGCUCGCCAAGCUGCAGGGCGAGCACUUCUACAGCGUCGUCUCCAAGGUCUCCUUCUGAGCGGUCUCCCUCUCCUUCUGCUGCGCCGUAAAGCUGUAUCCGUAGAGUCGCAUUUUAUUACCAUCGCAAGUUGUUCUCGUCUU